Molecule: messenger RNA, 1245 nt
Organism: Penicillium taxi
Lineage: Eukaryota; Fungi; Ascomycota; Eurotiomycetes; Eurotiales; Aspergillaceae
Product: OSBP family protein
Exons: 4
Coding region: 1-1245 (414 amino acids)
Biological process (GO): piecemeal microautophagy of the nucleus; endocytosis; maintenance of cell polarity
Cellular component (GO): intracellular membrane-bounded organelle; membrane; cytosol
Molecular function (GO): oxysterol binding
Source: RefSeq, a predicted model, not a curated record
AUGUCUUCCAAGAAGGAGCCCCAGAGCGCUGUUCCCCCCGCCAGUAAGGGCUCGUGGACAAGUUUCCUCAAGUCGAUCGCGUCUUUCAAUGGAGAUCUUUCCUCCCUGACUGCUCCUCCUUUUAUCUUGUCCUCUACCUCUCUCACCGAGUACUCCGCCUACUGGGCUGAACACCCCGCCGUCUUCGUGGCCCCCGCUAAGGAGGCGGACCCUGAGAAGCGUGCUCUCCUGGUUCUCAAAUGGUUCCUCACUACCCUGCACCAGCAAUAUUGCAGCCGAAGUGAGAAACUAGGUAGCGAGAAGAAGCCCUUGAACCCUUUCCUUGGUGAGCUGUUCAUCGGCAAGUGGCAGGCAGACGCCAACUCGGAUGUAGGCGAGACCGAAUUGAUCAGUGAACAAGUCAGCCACCACCCGCCUGCUACCGCCUAUGCGAUUCAGAAUAAAAAGCACGGUGUCGAGCUUCAAGGAUACAACGCCCAAAAGGCCUCCUUCUCUAGCACUAUUCAAGUUAAGCAGAUUGGCCAUGCUCUCUACACUCUCACCCCUCCCGGUUCCGAUGCGAAGGAGUAUUACCUGAUUACGCUCCCUAAUAUGCACAUCGAGUCCCUUAUCUACGGUACACCCUUCGUCGAGCUUGAAAAGUCUACCAAAAUUGCUAGCAGCAGUGGCUACACCGCCAAGAUCGACUUCUCCGGAAAGGGAUGGUUGAGCGGUAAGAAAAACACUUUCUCUGCCAGUCUGUUCAAGACCAGCGAGGGCGAAAAGAAGCCCCUGUACAUUGUAGAUGGACAGUGGAAUGGUAAAUUUACCAUUAAAACCCCGAACAAGGAGGUUGUCGAUCUCUGGUCUGUCAGCGAGAACAAGACUACCCCACUCACCGUGACCCCUCUCGAGGAGCAGGACCACUAUGAGAGCCGCCGCGCUUGGUAUGAUGUUGCCUCCAACAUCCAGAAAGGUGAUAUGGAUGCUGUCUCGGCUUUCAAGACGCGGAUUGAGGUCGCCCAGCGCGAGCUGCGCAAGGCUGAAAAGGCCGAGGGUCGUGAAUGGGAACGACGCUUCUUCAACCGCCACGACGAGAGUAGCGAUAAUGUUGAAAUCCAUGCUCUCGCUCGCCAGCUAGAUCUCGCCGCAAACCUUGAUGGCGACAAGACCGGUGGAAUCUGGCGCUUCGAUGCUGAACGUGCUGCUGAUGCCAAGCCACCAUACCACAAGGUUGGUCCUGAGGGACUGGGUCUUACCGAAUAG